Molecule: messenger RNA, 1330 nt
Organism: Serpula lacrymans var. lacrymans S7.9
Lineage: Eukaryota; Fungi; Basidiomycota; Agaricomycetes; Boletales; Serpulaceae
Exons: 8
Coding region: 88-1248 (386 amino acids)
Cellular component (GO): small-subunit processome; nucleolus
Molecular function (GO): RNA binding
Source: RefSeq, a predicted model, not a curated record
UUCAGCUAUUCUCAGUUAUAAGAGGCUUCAAAGAGGCUCUUAAACUCCCUUCCCCGCUACACAUAUCACAUAUCCCGUAUUCAUUCGAUGGAGGGCGAGGAACCUGUUGUAAACAAGAACAAAAGGCAUCGCAAAGACAAACCAUGGGAUACAGAUGACAUCGACCAGUGGAAAAUAGAUGCCUUCCAACCUAUCGAUAACAAGGGUGGUGUAUUCACGGAGGAGUCAUCAUUUGCAACGCUGUUCCCAAAGUACAGGGAGAAAUAUCUCCGAGAGGUGUGGAGUGCAGUCACUCGGGCUCUAGACUCACAUGGUAUUGGAUGUACCCUCGACCUGGUACACGGCUCCAUGUCCGUCAAAACAACUCGAAAAACAUACGAUCCUUAUGUUUUAUUAAAAGCUCGUGACAUGAUCAAGCUAUUGGCGAGAGGUGUAGCAAUAUCACAAGCAGUUAAGGUUCUCCAGGACGACGUUGCAUGUGAUAUAAUCAAAAUUGGCAGUCUUGUACGAAACAAAGAGCGGUUCGUGAAGCGAAGACAGAGAAUCAUCGGACCAGAUGGGAGUACUCUCAAGGCCAUCGAGCUCUUGACCCAGUGUUAUGUAUUGGUCCAAGGAAGCACUGUAAGCGUCAUGGGGCCUUACAAGUCACUAAAGGAAGUCAGGAGAAUAGUUUUGGACUGCAUGAAAAACAUCCAUCCGAUAUAUCGAAUAAAGGAGCUCAUGAUCCGACGUGAACUCGCAAAAGAUCCCAAGCUAGCAACAGAAUCCUGGGAUCGCUUCUUGCCUCAGUUCCGAAAGCGACAUCUCAAGACCUCAGAGAAGACUGCGAAGAAGAACGAGAAACAGGCUGUGAAAGAUGAAGCGCGGAAAGCUGCUGGGUUGGACCCGGCACAAAAGACGGACAAAACUGCGAAGAAAGUCUACACACCAUUCCCUCCCCCUCAAUUACCUCGCAAAGUUGACAUGCAACUAGAGUCUGGAGAGUAUUUCCUCAAGCCUCACGAAAGAGAGGCACGUGAGAUCGAGCAACGUAAACAGAAGCAAGCAGAGACUACCGCCAAACGACAGAAAGAGCGCGCUGAAGUCUUCAUUGCUCCGGUCGAAACGGCAGCUCCAACCGUUGGAGAGAAAAAGAAACGACGACUUGCUGAGACAGACGACGGGGUUCAUGGUCAUGAAGAGCAGUCUGAAAGCAAGAAGAAAAAGAAGAAAAAGAAAGAAAAGAUAUUAGGAUCAGAAGUCUCAUAAGCAUUACUGUCCAUUCUACCGCUACUUAUUGCUCCUGUGCUUUAGCAUUUUUGCGGAUUUGUUUUGACCUUCCAGUCACUCG